Messenger RNA from Aspergillus sclerotioniger CBS 115572, 1620 nucleotides. RefSeq names its product mevalonate kinase (gene erg12). Lineage: Eukaryota; Fungi; Ascomycota; Eurotiomycetes; Eurotiales; Aspergillaceae. Gene Ontology annotation, cellular component: cytoplasm. Gene Ontology annotation, biological process: ergosterol biosynthetic process; isoprenoid biosynthetic process. The transcript has a single exon. The coding region runs from base 1 to 1620 and encodes 539 amino acids. The record is from RefSeq and is a predicted model, not a curated record. Gene Ontology annotation, molecular function: mevalonate kinase activity; ATP binding.
AUGCACAACGGCCGCGCACGUCGCAAAAACGGCAGCAUUAGAGCCUCGAAAGCAGGCCAGCGCCGCAACAUGUCUCACCUCAUUCCCGAUCAAGUCCCCUUAGCUCGUCCCAAAACAGUGACAGUUAGCGAUGAUAGUCCUGAUAUCUCCGAUGCCGCCUCGAACACGUCGGCGACGACUGUUAUCACCAAUACCUCCAGCCCCUCUGCCUCGUCUCCCACCAACGGUGUCGACUCCGUGAAGAAAGCCAUGGCUCGGAAGGCUUCGUCGCCCAUGGCGCCCCCUUUCAUGGUGUCUGCGCCGGGCAAGGUCAUCGUCUUCGGCGAACAUGCCGUCGUGCACGGCAAGGCUGCCAUGGCCGCCGCCAUCUCUCUCCGCUCCUACUUCCUCGUUACCACCUUGUCCAAAUCACAGCGCAUCAUCACCUUGAAUCUCAGGGACAUGGAUUUCAACCACACAUGGAACAUUGAUGAUCUGCCUUGGGACCUCUUCAAGCAGUCGUCCAAGAAGAAAUACUAUUACGACUUGGUGACAACCCUCGAUGAAGAACUAUACAACUCACUACGACCAUGUGUGGAAGAUGUUUCGCCCAAUGCACCGGAAGAGUUGCGGAAAAAACACAAAGGGUCAGCGUUGGCAUUCUUAUACCUAUUCUGCUCCCUGGGUUCCCCUCAGAAUCCUGGAGCCAUAUACACAUUGCGCUCUACCAUUCCCAUGGCCGCAGGUCUUGGAAGCAGUGCCAGUGUCUGUACCUGCUUCAGUGCUGCAUUGCUUCUACAGAUCCGCACUCUAGCAGGUCCUCAUGACGACCAACCGCCCGAUGAGGCGGAGCUGCAGAUAGAGCGAAUCAACAGAUGGGCCUUUGUCGGAGAAUUGUGUAUACAUGGGAACCCCAGUGGUGUGGACAAUACGGUCUCUACGGGCGGCAAGGCUGUGAUUUUCAGAAGGGAGGACUACUCGAAACCCCCGAAGGUCGUGCCGCUGCCGAACUUUCCUGAGUUGCCCCUCCUGCUGGUCGACACACGACAGAGCCGCUCGACUGCGGUUGAAGUUGCCAAAGUAGGGAAGCUCAAAAAGGAGCACCCUCUCGUUACCGGAACUAUCCUCGAUGCGAUUGACAAGGUCACCCUGUCCGCGCAGGAGGCGAUUCAAGGGACUGAUGGGAAGAGCAUCGAUAAUGAAACCCUCGAACAGAUCGGAACGCUGGUUCGUGUAAACCACGGGUUCCUCGUGUCCCUGGGGGUGUCCCAUCCGCGACUGGAGCGAAUUCGGGAAUUGGUCGACUUUGCGGAUAUCGGUUGGACAAAGCUUACUGGUGCGGGCGGCGGUGGUUGUGCGAUCACCCUUCUGCGCCCGGAUGCCAGCGAGGAGGCACUCCGCAAACUCGAAGGCCAGCUCGCCGAGGAGAACUUCCAGAAAUAUGAGACAACCUUGGGUGGAGACGGUGUUGGAAUUCUCUGGCCAGCGGUGCUACGUAAUGGCUCUGACGAAGAGGGCGGCGAGGAGAUCGACCAACAAAAGUUCGAGAACGCCGACGGCCCCGAAGGCAUCGAGCGUCUCGUUGGCGUCGGCGCGCAAGAAAGACGGGAAGGCUGGAAGUUCUGGAAACGAGCCGUUUGA